This is a messenger RNA of Neltuma alba, 2220 nucleotides long. RefSeq names its product LMBR1 domain-containing protein 2 homolog A-like. Bases 1 to 2220 code for a protein of 739 amino acids. Gene Ontology annotation, cellular component: membrane. The transcript has 15 exons. The record is from RefSeq and is a predicted model, not a curated record. NCBI's taxonomy places the organism in Eukaryota, Viridiplantae, Streptophyta, Magnoliopsida, Fabales, Fabaceae.
AUGGGGUUGUUUUAUAUGUUCUCGUUGGCUCUAACAAUUGGUAUGGUGAUUUUCACGUUGAAAUAUUUUGCUGGACCUGAUGUCCCAAAGUAUGUGUUCUUCACCGUUGCUUAUACCUGGUUCUGCUCCAUCUCCAUCAUUGUCCUUGUCCCAGCCGACAUAUGGACGACGAUUCAUGGAGAUUAUAAUGGUGAGAUUUCCAUCUUGUGGAGUUUGUCAUAUUGGAGUACGUUCUUACUUACAUGGGCUGUGGUUCCCACUAUUCAGGGUUAUGAAGAUGCUGGAGACUUUACAGUGAAAGCAAGACUAAAGACAAGCAUCCAUGGAAACCUAGUUUUCUAUCUCUCUAUUGGUCUUGUCAGCCUUCUUGGACUCAUGUUACUGGUUAUUUUCCACACAGAUUGGACAGGAAAUAUUAUGGGGUUUGCGAUGGCUUGCUCUAAUACAUUUGGUCUGGUGACCGGUGCGUUUCUGCUUGGAUUUGGAUUGAGUGAAAUUCCAAGGAGCCUUUGGAUUAAUGCAGAUUGGAACACUCGCCAAAAGGUUCUUUCUCACAUAGUUGCAAAAAUGGCUGUCAAAUUAGACAAUGCUCAUCAAGACUUUUCCAAUGCCAUUGUGAUCACACAAGCAACCUCAAAGCAGAUGUCCAAGCGAGAUCCUCUGAAACCCUACAUGAAUGUCAUUGAUUACAUGCUGCUUCAGAUGUUGAAGGAAGAUCCAUCCUUCAAACCACAGGGAGGGAGAUUAGGGGAAAGUGACAUGGAUUAUGACACUGACGUGAAGUCAAUGGCAGCACUACGGCGUUACCUUAAAAGAUCUCAGGAGGAGUAUUACAGAUAUAGGAGUGAAUAUAUAAAGUUCGUCUUAGAAGCCCUGGAGCUGGAGGAUACCAUAAAAAAUUUUGGAGGUCGCAAAAAUACUGGAUGGAAAUAUGUUUCAUGCUUCAGGCCUGAACGAACUGGAAGAUUGGCUGGAGUUUUGGAUACAACUGGUACGCUUUACCUCAAAAAACUUAAAUUCAAGUUUGUGUGGAGGUGCAUAUUGAAGAAGCAACUUGAGAAAUCAUUGGCAGUGGCAUUGGGUUGCAUGUCAGUGGCAAUUCUAUUAGCAGAGGCCACCAUUCUACCCGGCGGUGUUGAUCUCUCCCUUUUCUCUCUCUUAAUCCGUGCUGUCUCAAGCAAAGAGAUGCUUGUGCAGUUAGCAGCUUUCAUCCCAUUGAUGUAUAUGUGUGUCUGUACAUAUUAUUCGUUGUUCAAAAUGGGAAUGCUCAUGUUCUACUCCCUCACUCCAAGACAAACCAGCUCCGUAAAUUUGCUUAUGAUUUGCUCGAUGGUUGCACGAUAUGCGCCUCCCAUUUCGUACAACUUUCUCAACCUUAUUCACCUUGAUGGGGGUGAAAAAACCAUUUUUGAACAGAGGAUGGGAAAUAUUGACGAUGCUGUACCUUUCUUUGGGGAUGGAUUCAACAAAAUUUACCCGCUCAUUAUGGUUGUAUACACACUUCUAAUAGCAGGCAACUUUUUUAGUCGCAUCAUUGAUUAUUUUGGAAAUUUGAAGAUUUUCAAGUUUUUUAGAGAUGAUGCAGAAGAUAUGGAUGGUUUUGACCCUUCUGGCAUAAUCAUUCUACAAAAAGAGCGUUCCCUUCUGCAAAAGGGGCACAAGGUUGCGGAGCAUGUUUUCCCUCUAGCAAGGAGUUUCAGCAUUAGUAUUGAUGUUGAGUCCACCAACAACAAUACCUUGGAUCAGAAAGAGAAUAUCACUGAGGCUAUAAAACACACAAGUAGCAGUAAGCUGAGAUCCACAGAUGAUGAUGUUGAUGGGGAUGAUGAAGAGAUGAUUCAAAGUGACGAGAGCAAAAGUUUUGAAAGCAGAAAGUACCUUGCGUUAAGGGCAAACGUGAAGGAAGAAGUUCCCAUUAAUACUAAUGAUGGUGACAACAAUAUAAGUUCCCCAACGUUACAAAGAAUAGCUUCAAGAUGGGAAUCCAUGAAAAAUGGAAUGCUGUUCUUCAGGAUUGUUCUCAAGGAAUCUGAAGUACUUCUAUUACCUAGUUAUAAUGGUGCUCUGUGUUCUACCCUCUUCCUCUUACAUUCUCUUACCGCCAUCGGAGUUGCCGCCGCCACCGGUGACGAUGACUCUUCUUCAGUCAAGUGCUCUCCCCUCAUAGUCGUUCUCGUCAUCAGUAUCUUCGCAAGUGCUUUUGUCAUGAUUACCUAUUAA